This is a messenger RNA of Temnothorax curvispinosus, 1787 nucleotides long. RefSeq names its product calcineurin subunit B type 2. NCBI's taxonomy places the organism in Eukaryota, Metazoa, Arthropoda, Insecta, Hymenoptera, Formicidae. The coding region runs from base 120 to 632 and encodes 170 amino acids. The record is from RefSeq and is a predicted model, not a curated record. The transcript has 5 exons. Gene Ontology annotation, molecular function: calcium ion binding; calcium-dependent protein serine/threonine phosphatase regulator activity.
GAUACGAUGUUACAGCCCCCCUUUACGGCGACUGUGUUCGAGCUCCACUGAGCCUGCCCCGUUGGAAAAUAUUGUUGUUCCUGAAGACUUUUUCAGCAAACUCGUGAAGCUAGUGCAAAAUGGGUAACGAAAGUUCGCUGCCUAUGGAACUCUGUUCAAACUUUGAUGUAGACGAAAUCAGAAGAUUGGGAAAAAGAUUUCGGAAGCUCGACUUGGAUAAUAGCGGGGCUCUCAGCAUCGACGAAUUUAUGUCUCUACCUGAGUUACAACAAAAUCCACUGGUACAACGUGUCAUCGACAUAUUUGAUGCAGAUGGUAAUGGAGAAGUAGAUUUCAAAGAGUUUAUCCAUGGGGUGUCUCAGUUCAGCGUUAAGGGCGACAAGGAGAGCAAAUUACGAUUUGCAUUUAGAAUUUAUGAUAUGGAUAAUGACGGUUAUAUAAGCAACGGAGAGCUUUUCCAAGUGUUAAAAAUGAUGGUAGGCAAUAACUUGAAAGAUACACAAUUGCAGCAGAUUGUUGAUAAAACAAUACUGUUUGCCGACAAAGAUGAGGAUGGCAGGAUUAGUUUUGAGGAAUUUUGUUCUGUGGUUGGCAAUACAGAUAUUCAUAAGAAAAUGGUAGUUGACGUUUAAGUGACCAAAGUUUGUGGAAAAACUCUUAAUUUACAAAACGUGGUAUGUUGAUUGAAAUCUAUAAAUUAAUAAUCUAUUAACAACAGAUUUAUGGGAUAGUUCUAUCAGAGAUCCGUUUAGAGUGAACUCACACGAUUAUUGUUCUUAAUUAAGCCUUUGAUCAUUACAAGUCUAUCCAAAUGGAAAAUUUUCAUGGUGUGCCAGACUAGUACGGCAUGGCACACGAACGUUAGAUCAACGUGAUACGACCAUUUCGAUGUCGUUAAAGGUAUUAUGGGACGAAUCAAAUUAUCUUGCGCGUUUCAUUAAAAAUAAGGAUCAACAACGCGAUCUUAAAUAUACAACCUUUAACUGGCAUCUUAAGUUUAAUGCCGCAUGGUCGCCAAGAUUUUCCUCAAAAAUGUGCGAUAAAGUUAGUCUUCUCAAGCGCCAGUCGAAAAGAAUUUCAUAGAUGCACUUUGUUCCUUUUUACUAAUUCUCGGUGGGAAAGCACGAAAGUAAGAUCAAAUUUUGCAUUGAUACGAUUACCAUGCCAUAAAACCUAUCGUAUUUCCGUCAUUGUUCAAAAAGUAAUUGUUAAUAUUAUCUUUAAUGACGUUUUAAUAUCGUUAAAGAUUUCAUUCGAUAGUCUCGGCGAGUCCUUAAGAAUAUUAUACUUUUGGACUAAUGUCUUAAUAUAUUAAUAUUUGAACAUAUUAAUAUGUUAAUGUUUUAGAAAAGUUAUAAACAUUAUAGAUAAGCCAACUCUUAAGGUGUACUAUGUUUAUAAUAAACAAUCACGAAUUGUGCAUUCGGAAGAUACAGCGAGGCAGAUUUUACUGAGUUAUACAGAAUAUUAAUUAUUAAGUUACACGAGUUUAUUUGGUUAGCCUUUGUGUGUAUAUAAGACUUGCGUGUACAAGCUGUGUACUGACAUUGGAUGUAUCAGUUUGUAAUUUUCGAAUGUACGAUUUAUUUAUUUAUUUAGAUAUUUAUUACGUCGCGAUCAGUCAGAAAGAUAAUUUAUCAUUACCAGAUACAUUAAGAUAUUUAUAAUACAAAUAAGUUUAUUUUAUCAUUGUUAAUUGUUUCUAUGUAUACUUACAUGUUACAUGGUCUUAUCAUGUCUAAUUAAAGUUUAAAAUUGUGAAAUAUAUUAAAAUUAAUCUACUAUAA